GCGGGCAGAGGGAGGAGCGAAAUUGAAGUUCCCAAGGGGGCUGCUGUACCACCAGAUCAACAACGCUUCGCUCUAGCAGCCUUCCUCUCCUCGCGGGUCAUUACUUUCGAGGAGGCUCUGCAAUGCCUGCAUCCUCCGGUCCGAGUUCUACUGUGUACAUUUUUGAAUGAAAGCCCCGCUGAGCUCGUGCGAGUGACCGAAUCGUCAGCAUGGCGGAAGAGAUACCCGAGCUGCAAGCCGCCCUGCGAGAGCUGGAUCUGGAGUUGGAGGAGGGUGAUAUCACGCAGAAAGGAUACCAGAAGCGUCGUACUCUCCUCCUAUCGCAAUUUCUGGAUGCAAGCCCAGCUCUUGAGGUCAAUGCCGGAGGUCCAUCCGCCACAACACCGGAUCACGCACAGAAUACUGCUCCGCCUACAAUUCUCAGCAUUCGGCCCCCGACAGCGGAAUCUGCAGAUGCCAAUCAGCCCUUUGACAUCGGAAAUCGUAUCUCGCAGGGUAACCAAUCUCUAGGAAGCGACGAAUGGACAGCCGGAGAUGAGCAGAUGCACCUGCAUGACCCUCGUGGGUCGGUAUAUGACAACCAUGGAAUGCUGCAACCGAUGGAUCGGAUGCCAUCAUCGGCCUCGUACGACUCUCUGUUCCUGCCAAAGACGAACACAGUAUCCCCGCUGCCUCAAGAGGACUCAAGAACGGCUACAUUACUCAGCCAGAAUUAUGCCUUCAAUCCCGGUGCUCACCAUGAGUACAUGGAUGAGACACCGACAGCGGAGUACAAUACAUCACUCGGUGCGGCAACACGGCAAUCAACAAUGCUCGAGUCGCAACAAGGGUAUUUUUCGGAUUUUGCAGGGCAACAGAACGAAGAUUAUAGAGAUAGUUACGGAGGAGGCUUUCAUCGGUAUUCCCAAUCGGAUACGUUCUCUCCUACAGCGAACAUCCCUCCGCCGUUUAUUCCCGCUUCCGACUUCCCUCACGGGGCAGCGCUUGGUCACUUGCUUCCCCUAGAGCCGCGGGAUAUAGCAUUUCCGGUAAAUGACCCCCAUGACCAGAAUAUCGCCAUGUCAAAUUUUGACAAUAUCCCUGCCGUUCUCCGGCACCGCGCACGAACACAUCCGAAGCAGCCGGCAUACUGGGUUCUCGAUCAGAAGGGCAAGGAGAUUGCGUCCAUUACCUGGGAGAAACUGCACAGCAGAGCGGAGAAGGUUGCACAGGUGAUUCGCGACAAGAGCAACCUGUACCGUGGAGACCGUGUUGCCCUGAUAUAUCGAGAUGCCGAAAUCAUUGAGUUUGCAGUCGCUCUAAUGGGCUGUUUUAUCGCCGGUGUUGUCUCUGUCCCAAUAAACAGCCUAGAGGACUACCAGAGCCUGAACCUAGUUCUCACCUCCACUCAAGCGCAUCUCGCUUUGACAACCGAGAACAACCUGAAGAAUUUCCAGCGAGAUAUCACUGCUCAAAAACUGAACUGGCCUAGAGGCGUCGAGUGGUGGAAAACAAAUGAAUUCGGCAGCUAUCAUCCCAAGAAGAAAGACGAUAUUCCGCCGCUUGUGGUCCCGGAUCUUGCUUAUAUCGAGUUCUCAAGGGCACCAACCGGUGAUCUUCGGGGUGUGGUUAUGAGCCACCGGACAAUUAUGCACCAAAUGGCUUGCCUCGGGGCUAUUGUCGCGGCUGUUCCCGGUGGCUCUGGUACCCGGAAAUCGCAAGUCCCUGUAAGAACAGGCCACGGAGAGACAAUUAUCAGUUACCUUGAUCCAAGGCAAGGAAUCGGUAUGAUUCUGGGAGUCUUGCUCACCGUUUAUGGAGGUCACACGACGGUCUGGCUUGAGGAUCGAGCCGUCGAAACUCCCGGUCUCUACGCUCACCUGGUCACAAAAUAUAGAGCCACCCUCAUGGCCGCUGAUUACCCGGGUCUCAAGAUGGCAGCCUACAAUUAUCAAAAGGAUCCCAUGGCUACUCGACACUACAAGAAGAACUCGGAGCCUAAUUUCGCAAGUGUCAAACUUUGCCUAAUCGAUUGCCUGACUGUCGACCCUGAAUUCCACGAAAUCCUGGCUGACAGAUGGCUAAGGCCAAUGAGAAAUCCCAGAGCAAGGGAGAUCGUUGCUCCGAUGCUUUGUUUGCCUGAGCAUGGUGGGAUGGUGAUCAGUGUGCGUGACUGGUUAGGUGGAGAAGAACGGAUGGGUUGCACUUUGACCCAUGAGAUGGGUCCCGCCAAGCGAGUAGAUGAUAAGAAGGAUGAAAUAAAGUCUGAGAAGCCAGAGGGUAACAGCGGUUUUGGAAGCAGUUUGCUGGGUGGCGGCUCGCCUGCUCCGGCGCCCAAGGAGCAUUCGAAUAAUGAAUUAGGGGAGGCCCUGCUCGAUAAGGAGGCCUUGAAGAUGAAUGAAGUCGUUGUUCUGGCCAUGGGCGAAGAUGCAAGGAAAUACGCUGGCUCCAUCUCGAAGACUGUUCGUGUCGGGUCCUUUGGCUACCCUAUCCCGGAUGCCACUCUUGCGGUUGUCGACCCCGAGACAAAUCUGCUAUGCAAUCCGAACGUGGUUGGCGAGAUCUGGAUUGACUCACCCUCUCUUUCUGGUGGUUUCUGGGCGUUGCCAAAACACACAGAAACCAUCUUCCAUGCCAGACCCUACAAAUUCGAAGACGGUAAUCCAACCCCUGUUCUAGUCGAGCCCGAGUUCUUGCGCACCGGGCUUCUCGGCUGUGUGAUCGAGGGCAAGAUCUUCGUGCUCGGGCUGUACGAGGAUCGCCUACGUCAGAAAGUUGAAUGGGUCGAACAUGGACAAGAGAUUGUCGAACAUCGGUACUUCUUUGUUCAGCAUCUGGUUGUCAGUAUCCUGAAGAAUGUUCCAAAGGUCCACGACUGCACUGCAUUUGAUGUCUUCGUGAAUGACGAACAUCUACCCAUCGUAGUGCUUGAGUCGUAUGCUGCUUCGACAGCUCCGACCACUUCAGGUGGGCCUCCGCGGCAGCUGGACUCGGCACUUCUUGAAUCUUUGGCAGAAAGAUGUAUGGAAGUCCUAUACCAAGAGCAUCAUGUCCGCGUUUAUUGUGUCCUCAUCACUGCCCCAAGCACUCUUCCUCGUGUCACCAAGAACGGAAGACAAGAGAUAGGCAACAUGCUAUGUCGGCGAGACUUUGACGCUGGCACGCUACCUUGCGUCCAUGUCAAAUUCGGUGUGGAAAGAGCGGUCAUGAAUCUCCCAGUUGGGGUUGAUCCUGUUGGGGGUAUCUGGUCUCACACGGCUUCGUUGGCAAGACAGGAGAUGCUCGCCUUCCAAGACAAGCAAUAUUCCGGCGUCGACUACCGGGAUGUUGUCAUGGAUGACCGCACAUCGACCCCACUCAAUAAUUUUGCGACCAUCGUGGAUCUGUUCCAGUGGCGUGUCUCCAGGCAGGCCGAGGAGCUGGCAUACUGCUCAAUUGACGGGCGUGGGAAAGAAGGGAAAGGCAUUACCUGGAAAAAAUUCGACCUGAAGGUGUCUGCGGUUGCCACCUACCUGAAGAACAAAGUCAAAGUCCGCCCCGGGGACCACGUGGCGCUAAUGUACACCCAUUCGGAGGAGUAUGUGUUCGCUGUCCAUGCCUGUCUUUGCCUCGGAGUCGUCGUUGUUCCCAUUGCGCCAAUUGAUCAGAACCGCCUCUCAGAAGACGCGCCUGCUUUUCUCCACGUUUUGAGCGAUUUCAAAGUGAGAGCUAUCAUUGUCAACAAUGAAGUUGACCAUGUCUUGAGACAAAAGGUGGUUGCUCAACAUAUCAAACAAUCCGCUCAGGUGCUCCGCAUCGCCGUCCCGGUCAUCUACAACACCACAAAGCCGCCAAAGCAAUCCCACGGCUGUCGCGACCUUGGUUAUGUUGUCAAGGACACAUGGCUGCAUGCCAACCACCCAGCACUUAUUUGGACAUACUGGACUCCAGAUCAGAGGAGAAUAUCGGUCCAGAUCGGCCAUGAUACAAUCAUGGGCAUGUGCAAGGUGCAGAAAGAAACGUGUCAGAUGAGCAGCAUGAGACCAGUCCUUGGAAGCGUGCGAAGCACUCUUAGCCUCGGCUUUCUUCAUACCUGCCUAAUGGGAAUUUAUGUUGGUGCUCCAACAUAUCUGGUGUCUCCAGUUGACUUUGCGCAAAAUCCAAUGUCACUGUUCGUCACUCUUUCUCGGUACAAGAUUAAGGAUACGUACGCCACCGGGCAAAUGCUGGACUAUGCCAUGAGUACCAUGGCUGGAAAGGGGUUUCAACUGCAAGAAUUGAAGAACCUGAUGAUAUCUGCGGAAGGAAGGCCACGCGUGGAUAUGUACCAGAAAGUGCGCCUCCACUUCGCUUCAGCUGGCCUAGACCGGACUGCGAUCAAUAUCGUGUACUCUCACGUACUCAACCCUAUGAUUGUCACGAGAUCGUACAUGUGCAUCGAGCCAAUCGAGUUAUGGCUUGACCUUCGUGCCCUGCGUCGUGGACUCAUCGUUCCUGUCGAUCCGGAUAUUGAUCCUACUGCUCUCCUGGUCCAGGACUCUGGCAUGGUACCUGUCAACACCCAGAUAGCCAUCGUGAACCCGGAAACGUGUACUUUAUCACACGUCGGGGAGUACGGCGAAAUCUGGGUCCAGUCGGAUGCUUGUGCCAAGGCGUUUUACGGAUCCCGGCAAGAAUUUGACAUGGAACGAUUCAACGGCCGGGUCGUCGAUGGAGACCCCAGCGUGCCUUAUGUUCGUACUGGAGACUUGGGAUUCCUCCACACAGUCACCAGGCCUAUUGGUCCUGGGGGUCAACCCGUCGAAAUGCAGGUGCUUUUCGUUCUAGGAGGCAUUGGUGAGACGUUUGAAGUCAACGGGCUGAACCAUUUCCCCAUGGACAUUGAAGUUUCAGUGGAGAAGUGUCAUCGGAAUAUUGUCAACGGAGGAUGUGCUGUCUUCCAAGCCGGCGGCUUGAUUGUCGUGGUGGUCGAAGUGACAAGGAAAGCGUACCUGGCGUCUCUCGUACCCGUGAUUGUCGAUGCCAUUCUCAGUGAACACCAGGUUGUCGCUGAUAUCGUGGCAUUUGUCUCCCAUGGCGACUUCCCUCGCUCUCGCCUGGGCGAGAAGCAACGCGGUAAAGUCCUCGCCUCUUGGGUGACGAGAAAGUUGCGGACAUUAGCGCAGUUUAGCAUCCGCGACUCCGAUGGUGGCAUGGCGCAAUUCGCAGACAUGUCGCGGAACCGAAGCAGCCGGAGCUCGAAACCAGGCAGUAUCAUGGACAACAGUCUCCGCCGGUCGACGCUCGUGCCGGAAUCUGAUUUUACUGUGGCUUCCCGCUCUCCUGCGCCAGUACCGGAGAACGCUGCCGAAGCUCACCCAGGGUCAUACCUGGGACGGCGCGAUUCUAGUAACCCGCUCUCUGUUUCAGAUGGUGCCACGCCUUCGCUUUCCGGUGCUGGAAGCCAGCAGCGUCGGUCAUCGUUCAUGACAAGUGGAAUGCCCGCCGGCCCACUCGGACCCCCGGUCAUCGGGGUCACUCCCGACCUCGAUUUCAACUUUGAUGACUAUACCGAAAUCGCAGACCUCACGCAACCGGAGAGCCCGCACUACUCAGCCGGCUACCCUACUAGAGGGGAUUCACUCUCUAUGAGAGCCGGUCAGACGUUACGUGGUGCUGUCGACUCUGUUGGGGGAUCACAGGAUACAGGGUCACGACCUAGCACGGGCGAAGAGAUAAUCAAGGACUGGCCUCGGGAAGCACUGAUGUAUCAAUCUGCACUGGGGGCCGACAAUGCUUACGCCGAGCAGACGCGGGCUCCGAGCGGUAGCAGGUGAGCGGAAGAAGGGACGUAUGCCAGAUGGGUAUCCAAUCUAUCUAUUUUUCUUCUUUUUGGUCUUUUUUUGAACAUGUGCCUGGCUGUUACGAUUUAUGAGACGCAAAUGCUUCCAUGUCUAAGCCCCUGGUUGUUGUACAUACCUUUACCCCCCC
This is a messenger RNA of Penicilliopsis zonata CBS 506.65, 5928 nucleotides long. RefSeq lists its product as hypothetical. Lineage: Eukaryota; Fungi; Ascomycota; Eurotiomycetes; Eurotiales; Aspergillaceae. The coding region runs from base 210 to 5774 and encodes 1854 amino acids. Gene Ontology annotation, cellular component: cytosol. The transcript has 6 exons. The record is from RefSeq and is a predicted model, not a curated record.